This is a messenger RNA of Belonocnema kinseyi, 458 nucleotides long. Its product is annotated as endocuticle structural glycoprotein SgAbd-8-like. Gene Ontology annotation, molecular function: structural constituent of chitin-based larval cuticle. Bases 41 to 448 code for a protein of 135 amino acids. The transcript is spliced from 3 exons. The record is from RefSeq and is a predicted model, not a curated record. Gene Ontology annotation, cellular component: chitin-based extracellular matrix. Lineage: Eukaryota; Metazoa; Arthropoda; Insecta; Hymenoptera; Cynipidae.
CAGUUUCGAACAAUCGCACCCACCGCCACCGAUUCUCAACAUGAAGUUCUUUAUCGUAGCAUUGGCCCUGGUUGCUGCCGCCAGCGCUCUUCCUCAACAACGGCAACAGACUGAACAACAACCAAUCGCAAUUUUGCGACAGGCCCAGGACAUCAGUCCAGAGGGAUCCUACCAAUUCAACUACGAAACUGAGAAUGGAAUUCAGGCUAAUGAAAAUGGUGCAGCCGUAGCUCUUGGACCCAAAGGAGAAGUUGGAAAUAGUGCUCAAGGAUCCUUCCAGUACAUCGCUCCAGAUGGCACUCCCAUCUCUGUGAGCUACAGCGCUAAUGAAAACGGAUUCCAGCCCCAAGGUGCUCACCUUCCAGUUGCUCCCGCAAUCCCAGAACAGAUCCAGAGGGCGCUCGACUACAUCGCGGCUCACCCACAGAAACCCGAAGACCAACAUUAGGAAUUAUUUA